CCGGGGCUCCCUUCCCGGGAGGGGGCCAGGGAGGCGGGCGCGGCGGUUACCUCAUCGCCGCCUCCCUCCCGGAGCCCUGCUCGCUCGCGUUCUCACUCGCGCCACCGGCUGGGGCGGGACAAGGACGGAGGCCCGAGACGCCGGCCGCGCCGCGCGGAGCUCGGAGCUCGGAGCUCGGGGCCGCGCUGCGGGCGGAGGCGGCGUCUGCGCACGGCGCCGGCUCUCUACUCCCACCCCGAGCCUCGCCGCGUCCGCACCGGCUCGAGCUGCUGGCGCGUCCGCCACCGGCUGCACGGCCGCCGCCAGCCCCGUCCUCCGGCCUCAGGUGUCGCGGGGGCCGACGAGGAGCGCGGCGGGGCCGGGGGCACCGGGCAGGGCGCGCGGCGGGGCGCACGAGGCGCCGCACCGGCCCAUGAGGCUCCCGGGCGCGGGGCGCGGCAGCGCGGGCCGGCCAUGGGGGGCAGCCUGCGGGUGGCAGUUCUCGGCGCCCCGGGAGUGGGCAAGACGGCCAUCAUCCGCCAGUUCCUGUUCGGUGACUAUCCUGAGCGCCACCGGCCCACGGACGGCCCCCACCUCUACCGGCCCGCGGUGCUGCUCGACGGCGCGGUCUACGACCUGAGCAUCCGGGACGGGGACGUGGCUGGCCCGGGCCCCAGCCCCGGAGGCCAUGAGGACCCUAAGGACUGGAGCCUGCAGGACACGGACGCCUUCGUGCUGGUCUACGAUAUCUGCAGCCCGGACAGCUUCGAUUACGUGAAGGCCCUGCGGCAGCGCAUCGCGGAGAACAGGCCGGCGGGCGCACCCGAGGCUCCCAUCCUGGUGGUUGGCAACAAGCGGGACCGGCAGCGACUACGCUUCGGACCUCGGCGUGCGCUGGCCGCCCUGGUGCGCCGGGGAUGGCGCUGCGGCUACCUCGAGUGCUCCGCCAAGUACAACUGGCACGUGCUACGUCUCUUCCGCGAGCUCCUGCGCUGCGCUCUGGUGCGCGCGCGCCCUGCGCAUCCGGCCCUGCGCCUGCAGGGGGCACUGCAUCCGGCGCGCUGCAGCCUCAUGUGAGCGGGCGGGGAAACCUCCUCCCCUAUUGGACAGUCAGAGUCCCGCCCCGUCUCCUAGGCAACAGGCUUUUCUUUGAACUUCAUUGGACCCGGCCAGACCUAGGCCCCAUUGGAUAAGAUCACUGGGACUUUAUUUGGUUGCUACCCCGAUGAUGUUAAAGACGAGACUACGAAUGUGAUUACAAGCACUCAGACUGCUCCAGGAGCUUCUUUGGAUGCAUUUUUUAAGCCACGCCUCUCACGAGGU
Messenger RNA from Perognathus longimembris pacificus (Pacific pocket mouse), 1302 nucleotides. It is a transcript of the gene Rasl10a, whose product is annotated as RAS like family 10 member A. Gene Ontology annotation, molecular function: GTP binding; GTPase activity. Bases 454 to 1056 code for a protein of 200 amino acids. The transcript has 3 exons. Lineage: Eukaryota; Metazoa; Chordata; Mammalia; Rodentia; Heteromyidae. The record is from RefSeq and is a predicted model, not a curated record.